Messenger RNA from Carica papaya (papaya), 1774 nucleotides. The record is from RefSeq and is a predicted model, not a curated record. Lineage: Eukaryota; Viridiplantae; Streptophyta; Magnoliopsida; Brassicales; Caricaceae.
AAGAUGGAGACGGAGAAAUAGAGAGAGAGAGAGAGAGAGAGAGAGAGAGAGUGAAGCAAAGACCAAAGAGACAUAGACAUAUUCGUUCUUUUCUGCCUCCAUAAUUUCUUUAUUCCGUUUCUUUUUUCCUGUGUCCUACUCUCCUCGACCCGAUCCGACCCUUCUUACGGGUCCGCCAGAGGAAGAACAUAAUCCCACCGUACAAUCUGAAACCUGGGCAGAAGGGGAUUUUCGUAGAUUAGAUGAUUUCAGAGGUUAGAGAUAGAGAAAGGGGGUACUGGGUAUCGUUUUCCGUGUAAAUGGAUAAAAGCUGUCAUUCGUCUGGUGAGUCUACCAUCACCACCAACACCGGCGCCGCAGCUACCAGCAGUAGCAGUAUCAAUAACAGCAGGGAUCAUUACCUGAAACAACUGAAUAAGUUUUCUCACAAGAUCUCCAAAUCCACCACCACCAUCAUUAAGAAACCUCCGUUUGAUCAGCCUCAAAAUCUCAAUAUCAAUACCCAUCAUCAAGUUCAUCAUCACCAUCAAGCUCCACCACCACCGCAACUAGUUCAAGCAUCGGCGUCUGUGUCGCUCCCACCAGCUCAAAAUCAGGGUCCGAGCAAUCUACAGGUGCAGCAGCAGCAGCAGCAGCAGCAUCAGCCGCCGGUCUAUAAUAUUAAUAAGAACGAUUUCAGGGAUGUGGUCCAAAAGCUCACCGGUUCACCGGCUCAUGAGCGGUUCUCUAAUCCGCCGCCGAUUCACCCACCGAAACCGCAGAGCUCUCGCUUGCAGCGGAUCCGACCUCCGCCUCUCGCGCACGUUAGCAACCGCCCGCCUCAGUUGCUAAACUGUGCCAACCCGGUGAUACCGUCCCACGCACCCGGCGCGCUAAACCCUAGUCUCCCAAUUCAUAUGGGCGCCGCCAACGCAACAGCGGGUUUCAUCCAACGGCCACCGGCGCCUCUGUCGCCUCUCCCGCCACUCCCUGCGGUACACGCGGCGGCGGAAUCUCCGGUCUCCGCAUACAUGCGGUAUCUCCAGAGCUCGGUCUCCAACACCGAUUCGAACCCCAAACAAUUCUCGGGAUUCUCGCCACUAGCUCCUCUGGUUUCCCCCCGCUGGAACAGUUCGGCUCCGCCGCAACAACCGCAGCAGCAUCAAAAUACAAUUGCGCCGCAACCGAUGCCACCUUCAACAUCAUCGGGAAUGUUGCCGUUGCAGCCGCAGUUCCAACUGCCUCCCUCACCGUUGCCAUUCGGGUGCCUGAAUUCCCCGAGGUCGCCGUACACUUUACUUUCCCCAAGCCUGCUGUUGUCGCCAUCUUCUGGUCAGCUGGGAUUCCCGCUUUCCCCAACCUUGCCGGUGCCGAGCCCCAGAUGGAGAGGCCUUUGAGUUCAUUUCUCUUUUUAGAUAAGUCUCUUCUUCUGGUAAAAAAGGCUUAGAAUUUAUUCUGUACAUGGAUAGGUUUGGGGUUCUUAUUUAAUUUCCAGUUUUAGAUGAUAAAGAAAAAGAACAAAGAAAGAACGCCAUGAAAAUGGUCUCGUCCUGUUAGUUAGAGUCGUGGUAUUUUAAUGGACAUGUAAAGAAGCGGAUUAUUCCCUUUUCCUUUUGAAUAGUUUGAACAUUGGAGGAGAAGAAAGAUUUUUGGGUUCUUAGAUUACUACAGGGAAUGUUUUUGCUUUCGUUGUUGUUGGUGUAGUUGUUCUCAGUUAUUCUAUUAACUGUGCCAAAACAAGGGUCUGUGAACUCAUGUUCUUUUUUAUAUAAAUAUAUGUCUGUGCCAUUCAUUA